AUGCCAUACCAUACCAACCAGAUUGAAACUAUGCCAUACCAUACCAACCAGAUUGAAACUAUGCCAUAUCAUACCAACCAGAUUGAAACUAUGCCAUACCAUACCAACCAGAAUGAAACCCUACCACACCAUACCAACCAGAUUGAAACCAUACCACACCAUACCAAUCAGAUUGAAACCAUACCACACCAUACCAACCAGAUUGAAACCAUACCAACCAGAUUGAAGCCAUACUACACCAUACCAACCAGAUUGAAACCAUACUACACCAUGCCAACCAGAUUGAAACCAUACUACACCAUACCAACCAGACUGAAACCAUAUCACACCAUGCCAACCAGACUGAAACCAUACCACACCAUGCCAACCAGACUGAAACCAUACCACACCAUGCCAACCAGACUGAAACCAUACCACACCAUGCCAACCAGACUGAAACCAUACCACACCAUGCCAACCAGACUGAAACCAUACCACACCAUAACAACCAGAUUGAAACCAUUCCAUACCAACCAAAUUGAAACAAAAUUUUGA
This is a messenger RNA of Argiope bruennichi, 534 nucleotides long. RefSeq names its product adhesive plaque matrix protein-like. NCBI's taxonomy places the organism in Eukaryota, Metazoa, Arthropoda, Arachnida, Araneae, Araneidae. The transcript has a single exon. The record is from RefSeq and is a predicted model, not a curated record. Bases 1 to 534 code for a protein of 177 amino acids.